CUUUAACCAACAUAACUAAAGUCAUCCUACUUCUAUAACGUUCGUUUUUGCUCAGCCUCCUGUCUAUCUCCAGGAAUCACAGGGCAAAGGUUGAAGAAACCAUUUUUUUAACAUUGCGAAGAGACAAAAGCGCCAAUUAUCGCUGAAUUUUUGCUUUUUCCCUUCCACUUUAUCAUGGCCACCGUUCUGAUCGCAGGCGCGGCCUCGGGGUUAGGCAAAUCCUUCCUGAACUUCUUCUUGCAGCAAUCGAAUGUCGAAUCUAUUAUCGCAAUUGACCGAAAUGCCGUCGUGGAUGUCACGGAUUCCAGGCUCGAAACGUACCUCGUGGACAUCAGCUCGCCGGAAUCGAUCGAAAACUUUGCAAAAGUCAUAGGCGGCACACCAAUCCAUCUCGCCAUUCAAAGUGCGGGAAUAAGAGGUCUUGUGCCUUCAGUCGAAAAUGAAUAUCCAGAUGAGGUUGCGAGAGCAGAGACGCUGGAAGUCAUGGACAUGGCAACAAUGGCGAAAGCCUUCCAGAUCAACGCGAUAGGAACAUUUUUGCUUAUUCGAGCCAUCUUGAAAAACUUGAAGCUCGCGUCGAAAGAUGGCGCCCGGGCAAAAGUGGUGGUCAUGGGUUCGAGAAUGGGUUCAGUGAGCUAUAAUACCGCAGGUGGCGGUUACGCGUAUAGGGCAAGCAAGGCUGCCCUCAACGCGAUAAUGAAGAGCUUCAGCAUCGAUGUUCCGGACGUGAUCUUCACAACGCUUCAUCCGGGCCGGGUCGAAACUGGCCUUGUCAAAUGCCGUGAAGCCGGCGCCAUAGAAGCAGACGAAAGCAUCGAGGACAUGAUGAAGGUGAUUGACAACCUCACAAAUGCCGACAGUGGUAGAUUCUAUGACAGGUUCGGCCAGGACAUAGGAUGGUGAUGUUUUUCUACAUAGACGCUUUGAGCACGGCAAAAGCAUCCUCCCGUGCUCCGACAUAACGUUCCUCCGCAGUCUUCCAGUUGAUGACCGACCAAACAUUCUCCACGUAAGCAGCUUUGCCGUUCAAGUACUGCAAAUAAUACGCAUGCUCCCACAUGUCAACGCCAAAUACUGGCACCUCUCCGGUGCCGACGACUGGAUCUUGGUCUUUCGUAGUCACGAUGCCCAAUCGGCCGUUCUCAUUCUCAAACUUGACGAGCCAGCC
Molecule: messenger RNA, 1168 nt
Organism: Verruconis gallopava
Lineage: Eukaryota; Fungi; Ascomycota; Dothideomycetes; Venturiales; Sympoventuriaceae
Exons: 1
Coding region: 175-903 (242 amino acids)
Molecular function (GO): oxidoreductase activity, acting on the CH-OH group of donors, NAD or NADP as acceptor
Source: RefSeq, a predicted model, not a curated record